This is a messenger RNA of Helianthus annuus (common sunflower), 1052 nucleotides long. RefSeq lists its product as uncharacterized. The record is from RefSeq and is a predicted model, not a curated record. The coding region runs from base 430 to 873 and encodes 147 amino acids. The transcript has 2 exons. NCBI's taxonomy places the organism in Eukaryota, Viridiplantae, Streptophyta, Magnoliopsida, Asterales, Asteraceae.
AGACAAUGACACAUAUGCAUGACUAUUUUAAAAUCUAAAGGGUAUUAUAGUCAUUUCCAUCCUCUGCCAUAUAUGUCUUUGUCUGUCAUCUUUCGUUGUCAGUAUGCUUUAAAACAUCACAACUUUCUCUCUCUUGAAAAUCUAUCAUCUCUCUCCUUCUCUUGAAUCCCCUCAUCUUUCAUCUCUCUAUAUCUUGAAAUUGUUCACCAGCUUCAUCUUUGAAGUAAUCAUCUUCAAGAAACCACAAAUGAGGUGGUUGGUCGGUGGCGGAAGUCGGGUGUGCGAGGUGGUUGGUUGGAAGACGGUGGUGUGGGAAGUGGUUGGUGGGAGUUGUGCAGAGGCGGAACACGAUGGUGGGGCGGUGGUUGGUGGGAUUCUUUGCAACAGCCGCGGUGGUGUCCGGCCACCAUCGCCUGAAAAUGAACCGCCAUGGCCACCAUUCCUUCGAUGAGAGAGAAGGGGAACCAGAGAAGGAGAUCGGAGAGAGAGAGAGAAAGACGGCGGAGCUCCGAUCCGGUCAGCGAUGAGAGAGGAGGUGGUGGUGUUUGGACGAUGACCGUAAAGGUAGGGGUACGUCGGAGCUCCGAUCCGGUCAGCGACGACAACAAGUAUCAGUCCGAAAUCUGGUGGUGGAAUGUGAUUGUUUCGGGCCAGACUCAAGUAUGGUUCGAGUUUUUGUUCGGGUCAGUUGUGGGUCGAGUUUCGGGUCAGUGGGUGCGGGUUUGGUUCAACCCGGUUCGGAAGCUUCAGGUCGGCGGCUCAGUCAAACCGGGUCAGAUUCAGAGUUGUUCGGGUCAAGCAUCGGCUCGGUCUCGGUUCGGGUCUUGUUGUUCGGUAGCGAGUUAUUAUUACGUUAGUUUAGAUUUUAUUUAGUUAACGCGUAUCGAGCUCGAACCGAUACUUUAGUAACUUGUUACGUUUGGCAUUUUUGAUAGAAAUUUUAGUUGUAGACUACGCGAAUCGAGCUCGACCGAUACCUCUAGUGUUUAUCUAUGUUUUAGUUUGUCGAAAAUUUAUUAUAUAUUGAUUGAAUCAAUUGAAAUAUUGUUGAA